This is a messenger RNA of Striga asiatica, 1248 nucleotides long. NCBI's taxonomy places the organism in Eukaryota, Viridiplantae, Streptophyta, Magnoliopsida, Lamiales, Orobanchaceae. The record is from the annotation of a GenBank genome assembly.
UGUAAUACAUGAGUGUUGUACUAAUAUAUACUCAUUAAAUGAGAAAAUUUCUACCUGAACUGAUGAAAGCACGUUUAUCUAUCUACUUCAUCUAACUUCAUCUAUUCCUUCCACAUUUUUUUCACACGCAGAACACGAGUCAAAAGGCCCAUCGACUCCAAUGGCUGCCGCGUCAUCUUCCACCUUCACAACGCCGCUGAGCAUAAACCCCAUAUCAGCAAGAAAAUUGUCCUCUCUCUCCUCCUCCAACUCAGUAUUCUUCAGCUAUAACAUCACUAAUCGUGCCGGACUCGGACUCGCGGUGGAUCACAACAGGAGAGCUAAGAAAAGGGGUUUCUCCUGCAAGUGCCUAUUCGGGCUCGGGGUUCCCGAGCUCGUCGUCAUCGCGGGCGUGGCCGCGCUCGUUUUCGGUCCGAAGAAGUUGCCGGAGGUGGGCCGUAGUAUUGGCAAGACGGUCAAGAGUUUCCAGCAGUCUUUCUACUUUCUGAGAUUUGAAGAUGCCCUAGUGGUUAGAUUUGUGUUUCUGUAUUUUAACAAUGGCAUAACCAAGAAGCAACAGGAAAUCGAAUACCUCACGCCUGUUAGAAGAUUAUGUAGGGAAAUGAACUCACUCACCACACCUAUUAGAGCUGUAUUCAGCUGGUGGAAUAUGGAAUGGGCUGCAAACGAACAGUGCAGCUCGCGAGCGCUCGAGUCAAAGCUCGACUGGAGCUCGAGUUUGACCGAACUCGAGCCAAGCUCGAGCGGCUCGAGCAUUUAUCGAGUCGAUCCCGAGCAUAGGUUUUGGAAGGCGGCAAAAGAAUUCGAGACGGAGCUGAAGAAGGAUGGAGAGUCGUCUGAAGAGCUGUCCGGUGAGAGGAUUACAACUGCCGUUGAGGAAAAGCAGCAAAAAGUUCAAGUUUCCGGCGUGAAAGAGACUUCUUAAAUUUCCAUAAAAUGUCUUGUAAGGUCUUUGUAUUUUGAAGUUGUUUGUAGCUACUUGUUUUUGUAUGUGUACCAAAAUUUCUCGGUACCAAUUUGGCUAUGAGUGCGUGACUAUCAGUGGUUGAUUAUUAUACCGUGGUUGAUUAUUAUACCAUUUUUCCUCAUUUGUUUUUUGUCAUAAGAUAAAGUGGACACCUUGGGUUUAAGGCGCCUUUAAAAUUUUUGAGCUAUCCGUACAGAUCAUCCAUGCUUUGUAUUAAAAGUCUUGAAUGAUACAAAUAAAACAAUUAACAAUCGUUAAAAGUCAUUUCAAUUUCAAAGAAA